AUGAUGAAGGCCAUGAGACUCGGCUUCCUCGCUCUAUCCGUCGCCUGUGUAUCGGCUGCCGCGCCGUACACUGGCGGUGACACCUCCGGCUGUGGAAAGUCUCACUUGUUCAACGGCAUCCCACAGAACCGAUCCCUCCAGUCGGGCGGCGUGGAACGCAGUUACACAAUCCACGUCCCGAACAACUACUCCGAGGACCAACAGUACCCGACCAUUCUCGGCUUCCACGGCUCCGACAGCAUCGGCCUCUUCUUUGAGGUCGACACCGGGUUUGAUAGCGAACAGUUCACCGGCGACAAGAUCAUGGUGUAUCCCAAUGGACUGGGCGGCGCCUGGGCUGGAGCGAACUAUUCCGAGGCCACAGUCGAGCAAGACUUGCAAUUUGUCUGGGACAUGCUGGUCGAUUUGAGGCAGAAUUUCUGCAUUGACAGUGCCCGGAUCUAUGCGACCGGCAUGUCGAUUGGUGGAGGAUUUGUCGAUACCAUUGCAUGCAAUGCCACUGUCGGCGGCGAGUUUGCGGCUUUUGCGCCUGCGUCUGGAUCCUUCUAUACCGACAAUGAUUCAAAUUACGAGGCUUGUGAGCCUGCGCGUGUGCCUGUGCCGAUUCUCGAGUUUCACGGCGGCGCAGACACUGAUGUACCGUAUGCCGGUGGAGAGGGCGAGGGUGGCAUUGAGCCCUCCAUUCCCAACUGGCUCAGCCGAUGGGCGCAGCGCAACCAGUGUGAUGAACCGUAUCAGCAGGAAGAUUUGUUCGAUAACGAUGUUCAUCACCUUAGCUGGACUUGCGGCGGCCAGGAGGGUGUUAUGCAGCACUACAAGACCGAUGACCAGAAGCACGACUGGGCUUCACCCGAUAUCAACUUUUCACAAAUCGCUGCUGGAGAUUUGCCAACUCACAUUUCGGCGACUACUCUUGUGAUUGAGUUUUUCUCGCAAUUUACUCGACCCGCGGUCUAA
Trichoderma citrinoviride is the source of this 957-nucleotide messenger RNA. RefSeq names its product carbohydrate esterase family 1 protein. Lineage: Eukaryota; Fungi; Ascomycota; Sordariomycetes; Hypocreales; Hypocreaceae. The record is from RefSeq and is a predicted model, not a curated record. The transcript has 3 exons. The coding region runs from base 1 to 957 and encodes 318 amino acids. Gene Ontology annotation, molecular function: feruloyl esterase activity.